Messenger RNA from Cyphellophora attinorum, 762 nucleotides. Its product is annotated as Protein N-methyltransferase nnt1. Lineage: Eukaryota; Fungi; Ascomycota; Eurotiomycetes; Chaetothyriales; Cyphellophoraceae. The coding region runs from base 1 to 762 and encodes 253 amino acids. The record is from RefSeq and is a predicted model, not a curated record. The transcript is spliced from 2 exons. Gene Ontology annotation, biological process: peptidyl-lysine dimethylation. Gene Ontology annotation, molecular function: protein-lysine N-methyltransferase activity.
AUGUCAGAUGACGAUGGUUCCGUCGAUGGCGGCAACCUAUUCCAAGAGCCUACAGGAUACUACAAACCCGAGCAGGAGCCAACCUCUACCACUUUCGCUUUGAUAGAUGGCCGCACAGUGUCCCUCAGACUUGUAGGGCACAGUCCCCUCUGGGGACAUCUUCUGUGGAAUGCGGGUCAAGUCAUUACUUCUUUUCUGGAGGACCACGCCGACGAGUUCAUCAAGGACAAAAGCGUACUCGAGCUGGGUGCGGGCGCCGGGCUUCCCAGCCUCGCUGCUGCUGGUCUCGGAGCGAAGACUGUCGUUGUCACCGAUUAUCCGGAUCACGAUCUCAUCGCCAACCUUCAAUACAAUAUCGAGAAUUGUGGUUUGGACCUGAGCAACACAUACAUCACUGCAGCAGGUUACCUUUGGGGUCAGUCUCCAGAGGCAUUGCUAUCGCGUCUGCCGGCCUCAACCGACCAUUUCGACCUCAUCAUACUCGCAGACAUACUCUUCAAUCAUUCAGAGCACCAGAAACUGAUCCAGACGCUGCAACAGACUAUGGGCCAGACCUCGUCCGCUCUAGUGUUCUUCACUCCCUAUCGACCCUGGUUGCUGCAGAAGGAUCUUGCUUUCUUCGAACUUGCCCGUGCUGGGGGCUUUUCAGUCACAAAAAUUAUGGAGCAUACGAUGGAUAAAGUCAUGUUUGAAGAGGACCCCGGAGACGAGCAGCUACGCCGUACUGUUUUCGGCUAUCGACUGGCACGGCCUGACCCUUGA